This is a messenger RNA of Mesorhabditis belari, 3408 nucleotides long. The record is from the annotation of a GenBank genome assembly. Lineage: Eukaryota; Metazoa; Nematoda; Chromadorea; Rhabditida; Rhabditidae.
AUGCUUUUGAGUCUAGCUAGCUUUAUUUUCUUGCUAUUGUUCUUCUGUUUAUCGACGGCUACUCAACAAGCGCUCACCGUGCACAAUGGAUCGGAGGUUCACUUGCACUGUGCCCCAGCCGAGUUGUUUGCUCGUACACAUAUGGCUCCGGAUUUCGAGAGUCCUCAACUCAUUCGCUCACUCGAUUGGUUUCACGAUGAGUCACUCGUUGCCUCGUUUCGGAGUCGAAACGGAUGGGCUGGAGAGAAAUGGGUGGCCGGCAGUCGAUUGCAACUCGUUUCCCCGUUUUUCUCGUUGAGACUGUCACCGGUGAAAGUCGAGGACUCAGGCCUUUACUCGUGUCGCUUCGAGACAGAUCCCCUCUUCCAAGCCAUUCAAAAUCAAGCGCAAACACUUCUAACAGUCAUUGUUCGUCCCGUACCUCCAUCGGCUCCAAUGGUCAAAUCAUCUUCCCCCUCAUCAGCCACUCUCUCAUGGACCCAUUCAACCACUCAAGCUCAUCGACCAAUCCUCAGAUAUUCAGUUGUCGUUAGAUCCGUCACUGAUGGCGCUCGUUUUGUAAUCGCGGCUCCAUCAAACGCGACAACGGUGAUUGUUGAUAAUCUCACGCCUGAUACUGAAUAUGCCUUCUCGGUUCGCGGAGAAAAUGCGGCCGGUAGCGGGGAGUUUGGGCCAGAGACCAACUUUGUUACGCUUGGAAUUCCUCCAUCAACCCCACCAACAGCUCGUGUUGGCAAUUCGACAUCGCGAUGUGUUUCCCUCGUUCUCACCGGCCCACUCCCCGCCUCAACCCAACAUCUCCUUCUCUCACUACGGCAUCCCAAUGAAACACUUUUUAAAGAAACCAGGCUUGAUAAAACCAUUCGACAUCAUCAAAUUUGCCAACUUCACCCCUUUUCCAUCUACAAUCUCUCCCUAGUUUCGGUGUCUCCGCACGGUUCAUCGCCGCCAUUCUCGGCUAAUUUCGAAACAGAUCAAGAAGUGCCCGGUAGUGCUCCACGAGAACUACGGGUGGAGGGAGUGUAUGGUCGUCCAUCUCUCAUAGUCUCAUGGGCUCCUCCUCUACAUCCAAAUGGUGUUCUCACCACGUAUCAUAUUUAUCAAAAAGUGGCUGCAACUGGGAAAUGGAAGGCGGAUGUCUUAAAGAUCAAAGGCCGCGAGGAGAAGCAACGAUAUCGGAUUGAGAUCAAAGGGCUUUUACCGGCUACGAGAUACUCGAUUCGAGUGAGUGCUUCAACAAUCAAAGGAGAGGGUGAGAAAAGCCCCGAGAAAGGAGCCACCACAGAUGUCGCAGCUCCUGAUGUCAGCAAAAUUGAGCACAUUUCGUGGGACACUUGUGGAGACUCUGUGGUCACGUUUUUCUGGAGUGAUGGACCGAAAGAGGCUUUCUAUGCAGUAGAGCUAGAAAGCGAGGAAAAAGUCACUCGAUACAACUCAACAAAUCCUAAGUUACAAGUGACCGGUAUCCGCCAGAUGCGAGAGUAUUCGGUGAAGGUGAAAACCUCUUUGAAAAGCCUUGUCUCUCCACACAAAACCGUGGACGGAGAUUGGAGUCGCACUGAACGUUUCUCAUUGAAUCCUGAUUGUGCCAUUUAUUCGACGGUAUGCCCAGCGACGAGUCGUCUUCGCUGUCUUCCACUAGCACAGUCCCUCCCCAGCACCUCUCAGCCAUUCUCCCCGGUGAUCGUCUUCUCUUCGAUUCUCUUCUUUUUACUCCUCAUCCUGUUGACCGUGUUUUUCUUGAAAAGAUUCCAUCGAUGUUUUGGCGUCAAGCGAUUAUUAAAAAAACGAGAAAAGAGUAUUUACGUCGAGGAAUUAAAUCCAUUAGUUUAUGAUUCGAUUGGUUGCGAGAAGAUUCCGGUGGAGCUUUUCUAUGGAUAUUGCGAGGAUUUAGCGAGAGAAGAUGGACUAAAAUAUCGAGGGCAGUUUGAGCAAAUCGAACGCAUGACUGCCGACUGUGGAGUGACCAGGGAGAGCCUAGUGAAAUAUGCCGACAAAAAUAGAUACGCAAAUAUUGGAGCGCUUGAAACGAGUCGAGUUCGGCUGACGGGGGCAACGAGUGACUACAUCAAUGCUAAUUAUGUGGAUAGUUGCGAAAAGAAAAACGCCUACAUCGCCACACAAGCUCCACUCGCGUCGACGAUCGGCGAUUUCUAUCAAAUGCUUUGGCAAGAGCGCUCAAAUAUCGUUCUCAUGAUUGCCAAUAUUGAAGAGAAUGGACUAAAAAAAUGCGAUCAAUACUGGCCGACGUCCUCUCAUUCCACUGAAUCCUAUGGAAACUUUCAGGUCUCGUUGAUCUCUCAAACAUCAUGUGCUCAUUUCGUGCACCGUAUACUCUCGGUGAAGAUCUCGAAAUGUGUACCACAGACCGAACGCCGGCUUCAUCAACUACAAUUCUUUGGCUGGCCCGAUCACGGAGUUCCCACAUCUCCAUUCCCAUUGCUCUCCUUUGUGCACGCUGUCGCUCAAAUUCACUCCACUGGGCCAAUCGUUGUCCAUUGCAGUGCGGGUGUCGGUCGCUCAGGCUCUUUCAUCGUGAUCGACUCGAUGCGUCGUCGCCUUUUAUCGAAUCGUUCGCUCAACCUCAUGGGCCAUCUUGCACACAUCAGAAAACAACGAGAGAGAUUGGUGCAAAAUGUGGAGCAAUACAUGUUCUGUCAUGAAGCAGUGCGGCAAUUGAUCCGACACGGGAUCACUCGCAUUCAAGCCUCUCUCUUUACAAAAUAUGUUCGCUACUUAGCCGAAGCGAACGCGAAUGGUCGCUCGCGAAUUCUCGCACAAUUUGAGGAUCUCUGCAAGUGUUCUCAUUCACCACACUGUCCACCAUCAGCAGACUAUCUCAUUCUUCCAGGUUUUCAUCGACUCGACGAGUUUCUUGUCGGUGGAUGGUCGAACGAGUGUGACGAUUUGUGGAGAAACGUUUGGAAGCACGCCGUACACACAAUUCUUCUAAUUGGUAACGAGAAAGAUUUCUGGAAAGGUCAAGAGAAAUUCGAUGACAUAUCGCUAGUGCGUGAUGACGACACAAUGCUGCUAUCGGAUGGAGAGCAACAGUUAAAAGUCCGACUGUUAUGUAUCGAAAAGGAAGAUUUCGAUGCCGACACAUGGGGUCGAAUAGAAGCUGUUCAAUCGGAACGGCUCUGCUCACAUCAUCGACCAUUGAUGGUGGUUGCACCGAGUGAAGAGAAAGAGGAAGAGAAAGGAGAGGGGAAAAAGUUGGCCGACUCCCGAGCUUUUCUCUUUUGUGCCCUCACCGGAUUGGCUUGUCAAUUUGAGCAACAGGGAUGUCUUGACAUCAUUCAAAUGAUCACUUUAUACUCUCAUGCACAAUGCGGAAUUUGGAAAUCCUCUAAAGACAUCGAGUUCAUCUAUGAGCGAGCUCUUCAGUUAAUUAUGUUAGCCAAUUCC